Sungouiella intermedia is the source of this 3699-nucleotide messenger RNA. NCBI's taxonomy places the organism in Eukaryota, Fungi, Ascomycota, Pichiomycetes, Serinales, Metschnikowiaceae. The record is from the annotation of a GenBank genome assembly.
AUGUCUGCAGACCAUCACGUGGACGAUCCGUACGCGUACGAUGACGAAGACUCGUCGGCCAUUACGCCCGAGGACUGCUGGACCGUCAUCCUGUCGUUUUUUCAGGAGAAGGGUUUGGUUUCUCAGCAGUUGGACUCAUUUGACGAAUUCAUCGAGUCCACCAUCCAGGAGCUUGUCUGGGAGGAUUCUCACUUGAUUUUGGAUCAGCCUGCACAGCAUACGUCCGAAGAUCAGUAUGAGAACAAGCGGUUUGAGAUCACCUUCGGAAAGAUUUACAUCUCCAAGCCUACUCAAACCGAAGGCGACGGUACAACUCACCCGAUGUUCCCACAGGAGGCUCGUUUGCGUAACUUGACGUACUCGUCCCCGUUGUAUGUCGAUAUGACCAAGAAGAAAUUCUUGUCGGAUGACCGUGUGCGUAAAGGAAAUGAGCUUGAAUGGGUUGAGGAAAAGAUGGAGCAUGAAGAUGCCCAGACAAAGGUGUUUUUGGGUAAGGUGCCUAUCAUGUUGAGAUCGAAGUUCUGUAUGUUGCGUGACUUGGGCGAACACGAGUUCUACGAGUUGAAGGAGUGUCCUUACGAUAUGGGAGGUUACUUUGUCAUCAACGGUUCCGAGAAAGUUUUGAUUGCCCAGGAGAGAAGUGCCGCCAACAUCGUGCAGGUGUUUAAAAAGGCUGCUCCUUCGCCUAUCUCGCAUGUAGCUGAAAUCAGAUCCGCUCUCGAAAAGGGCUCCCGGUUGAUCUCCUCCAUGCAAAUUAAGUUGUAUGGUAGAGACGACAAGGGCACCACAGGCAGAACCAUCAAGGCCACUUUGCCAUACAUCAAGGAAGACAUCCCAAUUGUCAUUGUGUUCAGAGCUCUUGGUGUCGUCCCGGACGGUGAUAUUUUGGAGCACAUCUGUUACGACGCCAAUGAUUGGCAGAUGUUGGAGAUGUUGAAGCCGUGUGUUGAAGAAGGUUUCGUGAUUCAGGAGCGUGAAGUGGCACUCGAUUUCAUCGGUAGAAGAGGUGUUUUGGGUAUAAGGAGAGAGAAACGUAUCCAAUAUGCCAAGGAUAUCUUGCAGAAGGAGUUGUUGCCUAACAUCACCCAGGAGGCCGGAUUCGAAUCCAGAAAGGCCUUUUUCUUGGGUUACAUGGCCAACAGAUUGUUGUUGUGUGCCUUGGAGAGAAAGGAACCUGACGAUAGAGACCACUUCGGUAAGAAGAGAUUGGACUUGGCCGGUCCUUUAUUGGCCAGUUUGUUCAGAAUCUUGUUCAAGAAGUUGACAAGAGACAUUUACAACUACAUGCAGAGAUGUGUCGAGAACGACAAGGAGUUCAACCUUACAUUGGCUGUCAAGUCCCAGACCAUCACUGACGGUUUGCGUUAUUCCUUGGCUACUGGUAACUGGGGUGAGCAAAAGAAGGCCAUGAGUGCCCGUGCCGGUGUGUCCCAGGUGUUGAACCGUUACACAUACUCCUCGACAUUGUCGCAUUUGAGAAGAACUAACACUCCAAUCGGUCGUGACGGUAAGAUCGCCAAGCCUAGACAGUUGCACAACACUCAUUGGGGUCUUGUUUGUCCCGCAGAGACUCCCGAAGGUCAAGCGUGUGGUUUGGUCAAGAACUUGUCCUUGAUGACUUGUAUCUCUGUCGGUACUGCCUCGGAACCAAUCUUGUACUUCUUGGAAGAAUGGGGUAUGGAGCCAUUGGAGGAUUACGUUCCUUCCAAUUCGCCUGACUGCACCAGAGUGUUUGUCAAUGGUGUUUGGGUCGGUACUCACAGAGACCCAGCUCAGUUAGUUGAUACCAUGAGAAGAUUGAGAAGAAAGGGUGACAUUUCUCCUGAGGUUUCCAUCAUCAGAGACAUCAGAGAGAUGGAAUUCAAGAUUUUCACCGAUGCUGGUCGUGUUUACCGUCCAUUAUUCAUUGUCGACGACGAUCCAGAUUCCGAAACCAAGGGUGACUUAGUAUUGCUGAAAGAUCACAUCCACCAGUUGUUGAACUCUGAAUAUGAUGAGUUCGAAGAAAACACUGGUUACUCUUGGUCUUCUUUGGUCAGUGACGGUGUGGUCGAGUAUGUCGAUGCGGAAGAAGAGGAAACAAUUAUGAUUGCUAUGACCCCUGAAGACUUGGAGGCCUCAAAGAGCACCUUGUCGGAAACCCAACAGAAGAGUUUGCAAUUGGAAGAGCAGGAGCUUGACCCAGCAAAGAGAAUCAAGCCAACAUACACUUCGUCUACUCAUACCUUCACACAUUGUGAAAUUCACCCAUCUAUGAUCUUGGGUGUUGCUGCAUCCAUUAUUCCAUUCCCUGACCACAACCAGUCUCCUCGUAACACUUAUCAGUCUGCUAUGGGUAAGCAAGCUAUGGGAGUUUUCUUGACCAACUAUGCUGUGAGAAUGGACACCAUGGCCAACAUUUUGUACUAUCCUCAGAAGCCUUUGGCUACCACCAGAUCAAUGGAGUACUUGAAGUUCCGUGAGUUACCUGCUGGUCAAAACGCUGUUGUUGCUAUUGCCUGUUACUCUGGUUAUAACCAGGAAGAUUCUAUGAUUAUGAAUCAGUCGUCAAUUGAUAGAGGUUUGUUCAGAUCAUUGUUCUUUAGAUCUUAUAUGGACUUGGAGAAGAGACAAGGUAUGAAGGCAUUGGAGACCUUUGAGAAGCCUUCCAGAUCCGACACUUUGAGAUUGAAACAUGGUACCUACGAGAAGUUGGAUGACGAUGGAUUGAUCGCUCCAGGUGUGAGAGUGAGUGGUGAAGACAUCAUCAUUGGUAAGACUACCCCUAUUCCUCCAGAUACUGAGGAAUUGGGUCAAAGAACUCAGUACCAUACCAAGAGAGAUGCUUCUACUCCAUUGAGAAGUACUGAAUCUGGUAUUGUGGAUCAAGUGUUAUUGACAACGAACGGUGAUGGAGCCAAGUUCGUCAAGGUGAGAAUGAGAACCACGAAGAUUCCUCAGAUUGGUGACAAGUUUGCAUCUAGACACGGACAGAAGGGUACUAUUGGUGUCACUUACAGACAUGAGGAUAUGCCAUUCAGUGCACAGGGUAUUGUCCCAGACUUAAUCAUCAACCCCCACGCUAUUCCAUCUCGUAUGACAGUCGCCCAUUUAAUCGAGUGUUUGUUGUCUAAGGUUUCUUCGUUAUCGGGAUUGGAAGGUGAUGCAUCUCCAUUCACGGAUGUCACUGCCGAGGCUGUUUCCAGGUUGUUGAGAGAGCAUGGCUAUCAAUCUAGAGGUUUUGAAGUCAUGUACAAUGGACACACUGGUAAGAAGUUGAUGGCACAAGUUUUCUUCGGUCCAACAUACUACCAAAGAUUAAGACACAUGGUGGAUGACAAAAUUCACGCCAGAGCUAGAGGACCAGUGCAAGUGUUGACGAGACAACCUGUUGAAGGUAGAUCCAGAGAUGGUGGAUUGCGUUUCGGAGAGAUGGAGAGAGAUUGUAUGAUUGCUCACGGAGCCGCUGGAUUCUUGAAGGAGAGAUUGAUGGAGGCUUCGGAUGCGUUCCGUGUGCAUGUCUGCGGUAUUUGUGGUUUGAUGUCGGUGAUUGCCAACUUGAAGAAGAACCAGUUCGAGUGCCGUUCGUGUAAGAACAAAACAAACAUUUACCAGAUUCACAUUCCAUAUGCAGCCAAGUUGUUGUUCCAGGAAUUGAUGGCCAUGAACAUUUCUCCAAGAUUGUACACGGAAAGAUCAGGCAUUAGUGUGCGUGUUUAG